This is a messenger RNA of Haliotis rubra (blacklip abalone), 1976 nucleotides long. Its product is annotated as synaptosomal-associated protein 47-like. The record is from RefSeq and is a predicted model, not a curated record. The transcript is spliced from 3 exons. Gene Ontology annotation, molecular function: SNAP receptor activity; syntaxin binding. Gene Ontology annotation, cellular component: SNARE complex; plasma membrane. Gene Ontology annotation, biological process: synaptic vesicle fusion to presynaptic active zone membrane; exocytosis; synaptic vesicle priming. Lineage: Eukaryota; Metazoa; Mollusca; Gastropoda; Lepetellida; Haliotidae. The coding region runs from base 142 to 1446 and encodes 434 amino acids.
UCAAAACGUAAACAUUAUCCAGAAGAGAAACGAAACUCGGAGAUCUGCUGUCCAUAUUGGACUGUAGAUACUCAAUAAUUUUCAUUUAUGAGGUACAGCGAAUAAUGGUGUGUGAACAGCUUGUCUGAUAUCUGAAGCAAGAUGAACGUUGCGAUACGCAAGUGGUACGCAUCGUACUACGUGAGCCCACUACGGAAGUGGGUGUAUGGGCAGUUCUCCGUGUUCGCUGAUGGAGUGGCAUUUCAUGAUGAGUCAAAGAAACCAGUUCUUACAGGUGACCUAGUGAUAAAGUUUUCCAAGAUUGCUUUGAUGAAGAAAGCUUCAUCCUCCUUCAUUUUUGGUGCGAUAACUAUCGUGGACAGUAAAGGACACACACACUGGUUUUCUUCCUUCCAGGACCGGUCAUCCGUCUUUUCGGCAAUAAAUCAUUUUUUCCUGAGCGCUGCCACUCUGUCAGAGUCUUCCAAGGUCAAAAGCAUCCCAGAAGGUCAAAGGACGAAACUUGGGACCAAUCUUCUGAGGAUCGCCACAGACUCCGAACAGACCCUGCAACAUGCAGCCACUCGGCUUUCCCAACAAGGGGAACAGAUUGACAGCUCCAUAUCAACCAUGGAUGACCUGCAUAAUGACCUUGAUGUUGUAGCCAAUGUUGUCUCUGGCCUCGAGGCUUGGCUUGGACGAUGGCAGAUGCCGAAGAAAUAUAUCCAUGUUGAUCCGAUCAUCCUAAAGGACAAUGAUGUCCCACAGGUAUUUGACUAUGAAAUGUUGUAUUCAGUGAUUGACAGUAAAAAAUUUCAUUCUCAGAAGGAUGGAGUGAUACGAAUAUCUGCUGAUGGCGUCACAAUCCUCAAUCUCACACAGAAGAUCAUUAAGCAUUUCACUUGGUCGAUGAUAUCAACUAUAAGAGUUGCCAGCCCUUGGGAGAUGGUUGUCACACAGAAUUUCAUCGGGUCUUCUGAUCUGAGCUAUGCCAUUGUCUGCGCAAACCUGAUCCACAUUUUAAGGAAGAUAGAGUUAUUUGGCCCUGGCAGACGGAAACUUGAUUAUGAUGUGACUGUACAGCAUCGUCUUCAACAAUAUGACACCUCUGCGGCAUCCAGGAGUGUGUCAACAUCAUCAGUAACAGUGUCAGACAAGACAUCCGACAAGACCACCGUUAACGCUAAAUCAAACAGCACAAGCAGGAAGUAUGAUUUGUCUGGACUAGUGGAUGACGUGGAUGUCCAGAACGACGGCCAAACACAGGCCUCCAUGUACAAGGAGGUGAUCAGUGACCAGGAGGUUGACCAACUGACCGCAACCUUGAGCAAUCUCAAAUCGAUGGCUCUGGCCGUCCAACACGAGGAGGAUAUUCAGAAUGAGAAGCUGGACGUUCUGACGGAUUCCGUAGACAGGGCCAAUGAUCGAUUAGCUGCUACCACAAAGAGGACCAACAGACUCCUGUGAAUCAGAUGUAUGGGUCGGAUGUUGAGGAUACAGAUUGACACUGACGUUUUCUUGGUGUUUUAUAUUCUGUAAGGUGAUGGUUAAAGGUGAAGGUCAUUGUGUUGAACUGAGUGCUGGUUAGUGAUAGAUUUGAACAUAAAUCAUCUAAUAUUUAUGUAUAUGUUGACAUUGGUGAAUUGAAUUUACAUCUAAUCAGCACAACAUCAUGGGUUCCCGGGGAUCUGAUGGGUAUGAUGACAAAGAUGUUAUUUCAUAUGUUUGCUGUGUCCGUAAAGAUUAUGAAUGUUGCUUUGAAAAGGAAAUUGUUGACAAAAUUCUGAAUGUUGUCUUACAAAUGGUCCUUAUGACAAGUAGGGUAUUUAUACAUGGGACUUGCAAAAAAAAUACUUCCAUUCCAAGACAGGAUUUUGUUAUGCCCCCACCAUAUAUGGCUGGGGGCAUAUAGGGUUACCCUCGGUGUCUGUCCGUCCGUACGAAACAGGGAAUGUAUUCUAUCCACUUCUCCACCAUAACCGCUCUGUGGAAUUCAA